Boeremia exigua is the source of this 2286-nucleotide messenger RNA. RefSeq lists its product as uncharacterized. Gene Ontology annotation, molecular function: oxidoreductase activity; FAD binding. The transcript has a single exon. The coding region runs from base 288 to 2024 and encodes 578 amino acids. The record is from RefSeq and is a predicted model, not a curated record. NCBI's taxonomy places the organism in Eukaryota, Fungi, Ascomycota, Dothideomycetes, Pleosporales, Didymellaceae.
AGGAAUCACGUCGCCGUACUGUAGCUCAACCUAGACCACUCAGGCAGCCCAUCUUUUCACCCACGAGCAACAUCAGCUUACAAUAUUGAGGCCGUCCAGAUGCGCCACCAAUUGAAUUUUGAGCCAGAAUACAUGACUAGGAGUCCGUGGCUGCCUCAAGUUCAUCUCAUGGCUUGAGCGCCCUGGCGGCCUUGCAGUCAUAGACUGACUGAUAGCACUAUUUCAAUCGCUGUUUUUUGAGUUUCUAUGUACUCAAAUUCAGAAAGCUCUGAGCAUAAGCUACCAACAUGUUUAAAGCUAUUCUUCCAUUCUUCGUUUCCAUCGCUGCUGCUAUUCCCCUUUCACAGCCUGCACUGGCAACCCUCAAUCAAACAUGCCAAGGACGACUUUUUUCUGCAUCACCACUCAGCAGACCAUGUUUUGCCAAACUAGAUGGCAUUAAUGCAGUGAUGCAGCAGACGCAGUGCUUGGAUGUGCAAACGCAUUACACUUCCGCCCAAUAUCGAACCGAUCAUUAUAGCGGUUUCAUGCACGACUAUAACGAAAUUUGCGCAUCUUCAGUCGACACUACGACAGCACAGUGUCUACUUAAUCCUAUCAACACAGUCUCUACAAUUAAUUCGAAAGACGCUAGCUGUGGUCAAGGAAGUGUGUCUCGGCACUACAUCGAGGUCUCCAGCCCGAACGACGUGAAAGCAGCAUUUGCGUAUGCUCGAAAGACUGGACAGACGCUCAGUAUCAAAAACAGCGGGCACGACUAUGGUAGUCGAAGCAGUCUGAAAGGCUCUUUAGCCCUUUGGACGCGAAAACUGCAGAACAUCAAAUACAAGUCCGACUUUGUGCCCGAAGGCUGUGCCCUCCGUAACAAUAAGUUUGCAGCCAUGACCAUUGGCGCGGGCGUGAACUUCAACCAAGCAUACGAAUUUGCAGACCAGCACAACGUCACCUUCGUUGGCGGGUCCUCCCCCACCGUCGGUGCUUCAGGUGGCUUCUCCAUGACGGGCGGUCACGGUCUUCUUUCUUCACAGUUCGGCCUCGGUAUCGAUCGGGUUUUGGAGUAUAAGAUUGUAACACCAGAUGGUGUUUACCGUACUGCAAACCAGUGUCAGAAUAAAGAGCUCUACUGGGCUCUAAGAGGAGGAGGAGGUGGUACUUUUGGUGUCGUCAUUGAGUCCACUUCCAAAGUUGAACCUCGCGUGAACCUUAUCUUCUCCAUGAUACAGUCACCCGCCAACGUCACCGACUUCACGCAAUUUUUGGGAAUCCUGAUGGAGAAUGCCCCAGGCUGGGCGCGUGAGGGCUGGGGCGGUCCAAAUGGUCUCGGUUAUGUGGCCAUGGUGAACCCCUUUCUUUCACUCGCCGAGGCUAAGAGGUCCAUGCAGCCACUCACCUCCUAUGUUUCCUCCAUCGGCGGCAGUGUCGUCAUCGAGCAGCAUUCUAGCUUUCUGAGUGUAUACUCGCAAUACGUGCAGCCCACAGCCAACCUGGACAUUCCGACUGCCAGCUUUGCAACCAACCGACUUGUCCCAUCCAGCUAUUUAGCAUCGAAGGAAGGAAAGGCCAAGAUUCAGAACGUACUGUCAAAACUGCAAACGGCUGGCUUUUCGCCUACCAUUUUUCAAACAACGCCAGCAUACUACCAAUCGAAAGGCUUGUACCAUGAGGGCGAGACAAGUGCAACUCCUGCAUGGCGUGAUAGCGUUUGGAUGAUCACUGGGAACACGCAAUGGGCGUGGAGCACUACGGUCUCUGAGAAGCUUGCCACAGUGCGGAACCUCAAGAGCAUAACUAAGGAUCUAGUAACAUUUGCGCCAGACGGUGGGUCAUAUAUUAGCGAGGCAGAUCCUUGGACAGUCAACUGGCAGGAUGCGUGGUGGGGAAAGGCCAACUACGCCAAGCUGUUGCAGCUCAAGCGUAAAUACGAUCCUUUCGGGUUGCUGAGCUGCUGGAGAUGCGUAGGGUGGGAGGAGAAGCUAAGCCGCAAGGGAGAGAUUUUUGAGUGCAUGGGAGGGCUGGACAGGUAGGUGUGCGUACGCGCUCGUCUCGUAUGGCUUUCCGGUAGGUGGGGGAGGAGUUCUGCUUUCCGUCCUUCUUUUUCUAAGUGCCGUUGGUUUGCACUGCACAUACAAUCAAAGCUAUAGACUUGGAUAAAACAGCCUUAGUAUUUCUACUUAGCUUGCAUGAGCACUGAUAUUCCUUUGAACGCGUGUUCUAGUGAUAAGUGCUAUGAGUGCAUUCGCACCAAUGAGCGCGACUAGAUCUGAAUGAAGUCAUUAACAUCAUCAA